Molecule: messenger RNA, 1274 nt
Organism: Hyalella azteca
Lineage: Eukaryota; Metazoa; Arthropoda; Malacostraca; Amphipoda; Hyalellidae
Exons: 4
Coding region: 213-1274 (353 amino acids)
Source: RefSeq, a predicted model, not a curated record
AUAGUUAGCGCCUAUACCAGAAUUUUAAUGAGUGAUACACCAGAAUAAAUUGCUGUUAUAAUAUCUUGAUCGUUCGCACGGAAUUUAAAACAAUUAAAAAAUGUUCUUUUAGAUGAACAAAACAGACUAAAAUCUCAGCUUUUACCUUGGCCGUUGAAAAGAAUGGGGCCAUCAAGAGGCUAGCAGUAGCUGCUCUGGAAUUGUUAUCCGAUAUGGCGGGCCAUACGUUCAGAAAGAACUCUUUGCAGCGCUUUUGUGGUAAACUAGAGACUAAAUUUAACGACGUUACGGUUCCUAACGUUAUGGCGUCCAAUCGUGUGAUUUUGGAGUCUUUUUAUACUCGACAAUCCCGACUCGUGAACGCUGACGAAGAAAGUUCGGAUGUGAUCAAUACCCAUUUAAAUACAGCUGUUCCUCGAGGUGAUGUGAACGACAGAGACCGCAUGGAUGCAAGGCAAACAAAUGUUGAAAACUCAAGCCAGGAAACAGUGGCGCCUUGUGAUGAAUUUUGCGCUAGAAGCUCGGUUGAGCAAAAUUUUCUCGGACGACCGAAUGGUUUUUUGACGAGAGACCGUGAGUGUGGCUCCAGACUUGGAUUUUUAUUUUCAUGGGGAAUUUUUGCCUUGCUUGUGCUAGGCUCGAGAUUCGUGCAAGGCCAGCCGGAGUUUGUGGAUGGAGGAUACGAAGGCCUGGUCGUCGAGAUCGACAGGAGCGUUCCCGAGCAUCGGUGUACCGCCGUCUUCCAAGGACUUGAGAACCUCUGCCUCCACGCUGGACGUCACGGACACAUGCCGCUCCUUGAAGACUUUCGUCUUUUGGUCUUGCCCAAAAGCUUCAUCGAAACGUCCGGCGCUGCUUUCGACAUCGUCGGAUUUGCAGACGCUGCUUUCGACAUCGUCGGAUUCGACGGCGUUGCUUUCGACCUCGUCGGAUUUGCAGGCUCUGAUUCGACAUCGUCGGAUUUGCAGGCGCUGCUUUCAACAUCGUCGGAUUUGCAGGCGCUGCUUUCGACAUCGUCGGAUUUGCAGGCGUUGCUUUUGACAUCGUCGGAUUUGCAUGCGUUGCUUUCGACAUCGUCGGAUUUGCAUGCGUUGCUUUCGACAUCGUCGGAUUUGCAGGUGCGGCUUGUGACGUCGUCGGAUUUGCAAGCACUGGUUUCGACAUCGGCGCAAUGGCUGGAUUUGGAUACAUCCCUCGUGCUUGGCGUGGCCGCCGAAACAAUCGCCACUCUGAAGCAAUUACAGUCAGACUACCCCCGUAAAGUUCUGAAGUAG